Bufo bufo (common toad) is the source of this 1538-nucleotide messenger RNA. RefSeq names its product ganglioside induced differentiation associated protein 1 (gene GDAP1). Gene Ontology annotation, biological process: mitochondrial fission; mitochondrial fusion. NCBI's taxonomy places the organism in Eukaryota, Metazoa, Chordata, Amphibia, Anura, Bufonidae. Gene Ontology annotation, cellular component: mitochondrial outer membrane. The transcript is spliced from 6 exons. The record is from RefSeq and is a predicted model, not a curated record. The coding region runs from base 43 to 1092 and encodes 349 amino acids.
UGAUACACACGGAGCGCAGACGCCCAGCAUCUCCCGGCAGAGAUGAGCGAUCAGCCCGGGCACCUGCGGCCGGACACCGGGGAGAAGCUGAUCCUCUACCACUGGACGCACUCGUUCACAUCGCAGAAGGUGAGGCUCGUCAUAGCAGAAAAGUCUUUGAAGUGUGAAGAGCACGAUGUCAGCCUUCCACUCAGCGAGCACAACGAGCCCUGGUUUAUGCGGCUCAAUCCCUCCGGAGAAGUUCCAGUUCUGGUUCAUGGAGAAAAUAUCAUCUGUGAAGCUACACAGAUUAUCGAUUAUCUGGAACAGACAUUUACUGACGAGAAAACACCAAGACUGGUACCAAGUGAAGGAAGCGUCUACUACAUCAGAGUACAGCACUACCGGGAGCUGCUGGACUCCCUGCCGAUGGAUGCCUAUACUCAUGGCUGUAUCCUGCACCCAGAGCUGACAGUGGAUUCCAUGAUACCGGCAUAUGCAACGUCUAGAAUUCGCAGUCAGAUUGGCAGUACUGAAUCUGAACUCAAGAAGCUUGCUCAAGAAAACCCUGACCUUGAAGAUGCCUACAUUGCAAAACAAAAACGCCUGAAAACGAAACUGAUGGAGCAUGACAACAUAAAGUACUUGAAGAAAAUACUGGAUGAGCUAGAAAAAGUUCUGGACCAGGUCGAAACUGAAUUGCAAAGACGAAGUGAAGAAACGCCAGAAGAAGGGUCGGGCAGUCAGUCCUGGCUGUGUGGACAGUUCUUCAGCCUGGCAGACGUAUCGUUAGCUGUCACUCUGCACCGAUUGAAGUUCCUUGGAUUUGCUAGAAGAAACUGGGGGAAUGGAAAACGUCCUAAUUUGGAGGCAUAUUAUGAAAGAAUCUUGCAAAGGAAGACUUUCAGUCAAGUUCUCGGAAAUGUUAAUAACAUUUUAAUCUCUGCUGUAUUGCCGACUGCAUUCCGCGUGGCCAAAAAACGAGCCCCUUCUAUUCUCGGCGCUACCGUCAUGAUGGGAUUGCUGGCGGGUGCAGGCUACAUUUGUUUCCUCUGCGUUAGAAAAAGACUUUUUAAUGCAUUCUCAUCUAUUAGGUCAAAACACUUUUUUUAGUUGACCUUAAAGAGGAUGUCUCACUUCAGCAAAUGGCAUUUAUUAUGUAGAGAAAGUUAAUACAAGGCACUUACUAAUGUAUUGUUAUUAUCCAUAUUGCCUCCUUUGCUGGCUGGAUUCAUUUUUCCAUCACGUUAUCCACUGCUCAUCUCCAUGUUACGACCACCCUGUAAUCCAGCAUCGGUGACCGCGCUUGCACACUAUGGGAAAAAGCUCAGGCCAUACUGAUAGCCAGGACCCUGGGCGUAGGCUGGCACUUUUUCCUAUAGUGGGCAAGCACGACCUUCACAGAUGGAUUGCAGGGUGGUCGUAACCAUGGAUACGAGCAGUGCAUAAUGUAAUGAAAAAAUGAAUGAGACCAGCAGGAGGAGGAAAUAUGGAUAAUCCCAAUACAUUAGUAAGUGUCUUGUAUUAACUUUCUCUACAUGAUAAAUGCCAUUUGGAGU